This is a messenger RNA of Bombina bombina (fire-bellied toad), 2616 nucleotides long. It is a transcript of the gene ADGRL4, whose product is annotated as adhesion G protein-coupled receptor L4. Lineage: Eukaryota; Metazoa; Chordata; Amphibia; Anura; Bombinatoridae. Gene Ontology annotation, molecular function: G protein-coupled receptor activity; calcium ion binding. Gene Ontology annotation, cellular component: membrane. The transcript is spliced from 16 exons. The coding region runs from base 255 to 2462 and encodes 735 amino acids. Gene Ontology annotation, biological process: cell surface receptor signaling pathway; adenylate cyclase-activating G protein-coupled receptor signaling pathway. The record is from RefSeq and is a predicted model, not a curated record.
UGUUUAAGUUUGUUAAGAGUUUUUUUUAACACUUCGCUUGGUGCUGUUUGAAUGUGAAACAUUUAAUGAAUAUGCAUUGCAAAGUCCUAAAAAGUGAACUCCUUAAAGUUGAUGAAAGUAUAGGAAGUGGAAACCCUAGGAAAACAAAGAAACAGGAAAAUCUCAAAAGGAAAUCAACUGCGUCACUAUUCUGAGAGGUCCUGAACAACUUGCAUCGACUGUGUAAAGAUUAAAACUCUAAUCGGCCAACUCAAAUGAAAAAAAUAUACUUAAUAGUGUGCAUAUUCACAUUGCUGGGCCAGGGAUAUCAGCAAUGUCCAAAAGAAUGCCAUGUAAACGCUGAAUGUAAAUUCGUAAAAGAAAUUAAAGCUUGCUAUUGCUCAAAUGGAUAUACCGGAGAUGGUAUUAACUUCUGUGAAGAUGAUAACGAGUGUCAAAAUGCUACAUAUAUCUGCGGAGACAACGCCAACUGCACAAAUACAAAUGGAAGCUAUUACUGCAUGUGUUCACCUGGUUUUAAAUCAAGUGGUUUGGAAAAGUUUGUUACCAAUGAUGGAACCUACUGUAUAGAUGUAGAUGAAUGUAAUGAAAACAAAAUUAUAGGCUGUGGUGAUCAUGCUAAGUGUGAAAACACGGUUGGAAGACACAGUUGUUCCUGCAAUGAAGGUUAUCAACCGUCCUCAGGAAGAUUACAGUUUCAAAUCGGUGAUGGUACUUUUUGUCAAGAAACCAUAAAAUUAAAGUGCCAUUUGGACAAUAACUGUAUUUCUGCAAACACCAAUCAAACAAUAAACAGGAUCCAUAUGAUUAAAGACCCUAUGGAUAUCCUGAAAGAAAUUCGGAAAAGCACCACAAGAGAGGUCUUGCCUGUAGAUAUGAUUUCAUACGUUGAAGUGCUUGCUAUAUCUUAUCCUUUACUAAGUAUAAUGAAUAACACAGCACCGAACAAAGACGCUCUAAUGAAUACCACCAUUACAACGUUUGUUAACACAAUGAACAAUUUUGUUGAAAAGGAUAAAAUUGCAGUUUGGGAAGAGCUCUCAGAAGAUAAUAGAAAAAAAAGUAUCACAAAACUCUUACACACAGCAGAGCAAGUGGCUCUAGACAUGUCACAGAACUUCAAAAAAACAAUGCAGCUUGAUGUCAAUGCAAGUGACAUUGCUCUUAAAUUGUUCACCUUUGACUCAAACCACAAGAAACACACUCACCCUCAUGCACUUAUGGAAGGAGAUUUUAUAAAGAUUUCUCCAAGGAAAAGUGAAGCAUUUCUUUCUAAUGGAACAGUAGCUAUAGUGUUCGUUAGGUAUGAAAACAUUGGUGUUUUGCUCUCUGGAAGUAAUGAUGUAGCAGAAGAUAAUUUAUCGGAAAUAGUAAAUUCACCUGUUUUUGCUGCAGCUAUCAACUCAAAUCCACCAACCCUCUACCAGCUUGAGAAAGUAACUUUUACUUUAAAACAUUUGAAGGCCUUGUCAACUACUGAUAAAACAACUUGUGCAUUUUGGAGCUAUUUACCAGAAACAAUGAACGGUGAAUGGUCAACUGAAGGCUGUGAAAUAGUCUAUACCAAUGUCACUCAUACAUCAUGUAAAUGUAACCAUCUCACACACUUUGCUAUCCUGAUGUCAUCAACAAGCCACCGUUCUAUUGCAGCUCAUUCCAAUAUUCUGACAAAAAUUACCCAAUUUGGAAUAAUCAUUUCACUGAUCUGUCUAUCCUUGUGCAUAUUUACGUUCUUUUUCUUCAGUGAAAUUCAGAGCACCAGGACAACAAUUCACAAAAACCUCUGCUGUUCACUAUUUUUAGCUGAGCUCCUAUUUAUAAUCGGAAUAAAUAUGACCAAGGAUAAGCUCCUCUGUGCUGUCAUCGCUGGGUUGUUACAUUAUUUUUUUCUGGCCGCCUUCGCUUGGAUGUGCAUUGAGGGAAUUCAUCUCUAUCUCAUUGUUGUUGGCGUUAUUUACAAUAGAGGCUUUUUGCACAAGAAUUUUUACAUAUUUGGAUACUGCAGUCCAGCUAUAGUUGUUGGGAUUUCUGCAGUUUUAGGAUAUAAAUACUAUGGAACAGAUAAAGUAUGUUGGCUGAGCACAGAAAAUAACUUCAUAUGGAGUUUUAUUGGACCAGCAUGCCUGAUCAUUCUUGUUAAUUUAAUGGCGUUUGGUGUUAUAAUCUAUAAAGUAUUUCGACAUACUACAAUGCUAAAGCCAGAUGUCAAUUAUUAUGAACAUAUAAGAUCAUGUGCACGAGGUGCGCUAGCUCUUCUAUUUCUCCUUGGAGCCACCUGGAUGUUUGGAGUUCUUCACGUAGUUAAUGGAUCUGUGGUUACUGCCUAUCUCUUCACUAUUUCCAAUGCAUUUCAAGGGAUGUUUAUCUUCAUAUUUCUUUGUGUCUUAUCUAAAAAAAUACAGGAAGAAUACUUCAGAUUAUUCAAAAAUGUGCCAUGUUGUUUUACCUGCCUGAGAAACUGAAGAAAUGUUAAAACAUUCUACAAAACCGAUGAAUGGAAACAUUGUUACCGUUACAGUAGAAUAACGUCAUCAACAUAUAGCUGAGAUUAAAUUGUACUGUAUUUUGAAUGAGAUGUUUGCCAAAUUAAUAAAAAAUGAAACAGUUUGCACCAUA